Paramecium tetraurelia is the source of this 770-nucleotide messenger RNA. RefSeq lists its product as uncharacterized. The record is from RefSeq and is a predicted model, not a curated record. NCBI's taxonomy places the organism in Eukaryota, Ciliophora, Oligohymenophorea, Peniculida, Parameciidae. The transcript is spliced from 4 exons. Gene Ontology annotation, cellular component: membrane.
AUGUAAUAUCAAUCUGUUCCCCAAACUGAAUAUCAUGAUCAAAAAGCUUCAGUCGAUUCAUCCUUGCUCGGAGAUGCUUAAAAGAAUUUCGCCAAAAAGGUCUUCUCUAUUGUCGGCUUUUAACUUCUGGCCACUUCAGCAGUAGCAUACUCUGCUAUGAAUUAUAAUUUUAUUGCUGAAUUAUGUGAAUACCUCUAUAUACCAGCUAUUAUUGGGUCAAUCGUUACAGGAUUGUGGAUUUACUUAAGCCCAUCCUCAGCAAGAAGAUUUCCAAAGAAUUAUAUUUUACUCAGUGUCUUUACCCUCAGUGAAGCCAUCGCAUUAGCCAUUACAUGUUCUGCAAUUGGUGAUCCUGAAAUCAUUUUCCAAGCAUUCAUAAUAACAACCGGUAUCGUUAUUUCUUUGGCCACGUAUGCUAUGACAACUAAAAAUGAUCUCUCAUAUCACGGAGCUGCUAUUUUCCUACUCUCAUUCGGUUGUUUGAUGGCUGGUCUCACCUAUUUUAUCUUCAGAAGCUCUUUUGCAUAUUAAAUUUAUUUGAUUGGAGGUGCUAUAAGUUUAGGAUUCUAUUUGGUAUACGAUAUCUAAUUGAUCAUCGGAGACAAAUAAUUAAGAUUAACUGUUGAUGAUUACGUUUUGGGAUCCAUUAUGAUUUACACAGAUAUAAUCAAAAUUUUUAUCAGAGUUGUCAAAAUAUUAAUGAAAGAGAAGAAAGAGAAAUGAGCUUUAUUCAAUCUUCAUUAAAUUCAAUUGCAAUAUUAUUAUUGUAA